AUGACGAUAAAGCUCAAAAGUUCAACCAAUAUUGUAUUGGAGUUAGUAUCCCACUUGGAUGAAGUUUCAUCCAAACAGGCUGUCCUAACUUCUGCUGUUUCAUAUAAUCAACCAGAAAUUUGUCAUACAGCAACUUGGGAUCGUAAUGGAAUAACAUUGGCCAACGAUUCGAUUAUUGAUGGGGAUCCCAUAGAUAUUUUUAUUGAUACAAAAAAUUCAAUUUAUGUCAUUAGUCGCGACGAGGACCAAGUUUUAGUGUGGCAUAACAAUAGUAUCAAUCCAAUACAAAUUAUUUCACCCAACUUCGAAGAUCUUUCAUCUAUAUUUGUAACAUCGAAUGGUGAUAUUUAUAUUAGUAUAGAUGAUGAGAAAAAUAAUGUAAUAAGAUGGAGCUCGAAAACAAAUACUUCUACCAUUGUUAUGAAUCGAUCAAGCAGAUGUUUCAACAUCUUCAUCGAUAUCAACGGUAGUUUAUAUUGUUCAACGUUCUCUGAACAUCAAGUAUCAAAAAUAGACUUGAACAGUUCUUCAACAGAUGCGAUAGUUGUUGCUGGUAUGGAUAGAGCUGGAUCUGAUUCGAAUUACCUUAAUAAUCCUCGCGGAAUCUUUGUUGAUGUUAACUUUGAUUUAUUUGUAGCAGAUGCUAUGAAUAAUCGAAUUCAAUUAUUUCCUUUUGAAGAAACAAAUGCCAUCACAGUUGCUGGUUCGCGAUCGGCACGUCGAACUAUUGAACUCAAUCACCCUAUGGGAAUUAUAUUGGAUGCUAAGAAAUAUUUAUUCAUUGUAGAUGGAGGUAAUCAACGAAUUGUUGGAGAAGGACCAUAUGGUUUUCGAUGUUUACUUGGAUGUGAUGGAAAAGUUCAAUCUAAUCCACUCGAUGUUCGAUAUUCAAUGAGUUUUGAUAGUUUUGGAAAUAUAUUUUUUGUUGAUAGCGAAAAUUGUCGUAUUACGAAAUUUCAAUUAGAAAAUUUUUGUGAGUUUCCAUUGAAUAUAACAAGAUUUUGUUCAAAACCUGUUUGGAAUCGAAAUGGAAUUACUUUUACUGAUCAGUCAACAAUUGGUUUAGAUCCUUCAAGUAUUUUUAUAAAUGAAAAAAAUUUCAUUUAUUCCCUCAAUCGAGAGAAAAAACAAAUCUUAAUUUGGAAUGAAUCUAAUAUUCAACGUCCUAUAAAUAUUCCUCCUGAUUUCUUUGAUUCAUAUUCUCUAGUUGUUGCUUUAAAUGGUGAUAUUUACAUUGAUAAUGGAAUAAAUGGUCGAAUAAAGAAAUGGAUCUUGAAUACAAAAAGAUUUGUCAAUGAAAUGAAUGUUUAUUCAUCUUGUUUUGGAUUAUUUAUCGAUAGAAAUAAUCAUUUAUAUUGUUCAAUGCCUAAACAUCAUCUAGUCAUUAAACGAGAUUUGAAUGAAGUUAUUCCAGCAACGAUUCCCGUAGUUGGUACAGGUGAUCAAGGAUCAACUUCAAAUACUUUAAAUAAACCACAUGGAAUUUAUGUUGAUACAGAACUCAAUAUAUUUGUAGCAGAUUGUGGAAAUAAUCGAAUACAAAGAUUCCCAUUAGGUGAAUUAGAUGCGAUUACAGAAAUAGGAGAUACAUCAUCAGCAAAACAUCGAUAUCCACUUUCAUGUCCCACCGGUCUUACAUUUGAUUCUCAACAAUUUUUAUUCAUUGUUGAUUCAUAUAAUCAUCGUAUUCUUCGUUCAGGAACAAAUGGUGUUCAUUGUGUUAUUGGAUGUGAUGGAAUUAGUGUCAAAUUUAAUCAAUUAUCAUUUCCAUCUAAUCUUGCUUUUGAUAAUGCUGGAAAUAUGUUUGUUGUUGAUUCUGGAAAUAAUCGAAUACAAAAAUUUCAUUAUUUGAAAAAUUCUUGUGAUAUGUCAUCUGUUAUUAAACGGACAUUUUUAUCACCAUUGACGAAAGAUAGUCAGUUAUAUUCUCAAAAUUGUGAUUGGGAAAGUUUUUAUUAUCAGUCAUUUGAAAUAAAAGUACAAGAAAGUCGUUAUUAUUCAAUAUGGAGUCAUGCUGAGAUCGAUACAUAUGGUUAUAUUUAUGAAACGAAUUUUGAUUCACUUAAUCCAAAUGAUAAUCUACUUUUUAAAGAUGAUGAUGAUGAUGACGAUGACGAUGACGAUGAUGAUGAUCAUGAGGGUGAGGGUGAUGAUGAUGAGCAAUUUAAAUUUGAACUUCCUCUUUAUAAUGACACAACAUAUAUAUUGGUUGUCACGACAUUUUAUCCAAUGAAAAUUGGAAACAUUACAAUUUAUAUAUCAGGAUUGAAGAAUAUGACUAUCGAACCUUUGAGUACAUCAGUGAAAAUUCAAUCUGAAUACUCAUUUCAAUUCACAAUGGAUAGUCAAAAAUAUUGUCGUGAUUAUAAAAAACCAAGUUAUUAUUAUAGAACUUUAGAAAUUAAUGUUAAAAAAACAGGUUCAUAUGUUCUUUGGAGUAAAAGUGAAAUCGAUACAUAUGGUUAUCUUUAUAAGGAUGAUUUUGAUCCAUUGCAACCUUUUGGUAAUUUAAUUGAUCAACAUAGUGGUAAAUGUAAUCAAGGACAAUUGAAAUUCGAUAGAACUUUCGAUGAAAAUACAAAAUAUAUCUUAGUUGUAACAACAUAUUAUCCAAAUGCUACAGGAAAUUUUACUAUAUUCAUAUCUGGCGAAAAUAAUGUUACUAUGAAUUAUUUCCAUGCAAAAAAACAAAGUUGUUCAAUUAAAGAUCGUUGCCAUUUUUAUUCAACAACAAUUGGUUUACCUUUAGAUGAUAUUUUACGUGGUGAAAUUCGAUCACAUGUAACAUUAUCUAAUCAACCAAUUUCAAUUAAAAUAAGUGCUGCUUUUACAAUUAUUAUGUUCAUUAUUGGAUUUGUAAAUAGUUUUUUUUCUUUUUUAACAUUUAAAAGUAAAGAAGAACGACAAAUUGGAUGUGGAUUAUAUUUAUUUACAUUAUCAAUUACUUCUUUUAUAACAUGUUGUAUGUUUUUAAUUAAUUUCUGGUUUGCUUUACUUACUGAAAUUUAUGUUGUGACUAAUUUGUCAAUACUUCGUGGAGGUUGUUUAUUUAUUGAACCUCUUCUUAAACUUUUUCUCUAUUGUGAUACUUGGUUAAAUGCUUGUGUCGCAAUUGAACGAUCAGGACGAGUUUACAGUGGAGUUCAUUUUGAUAAAAAGAAGAGUAAACGUAUUGCUCAAUGUAUUAUCUUUAUUUUACCAUUGUGUAUUAUGGCUAGCCUUAUUCAUGAACCUUCACAUCGAAAUAUGUUUGAAUACAAAACUGAAAUUGACAAAGCUUAUGUUAAUAAAACUGAUAGUCCUUCAUUAAAUGUAAAAAAUAAAACAAUGAUCGAUACAAUUUAUCAAAAUAAAAUUGACCAACGCUUCUCGUGUGUAGUUCGUUAUUCGUCUUCUAUUCAAAAUUACAAUACUGGAAUAUUAUAUUUUCAUCUUACCAUUCCAUUUCUUGCUAAUUUAUUUUCAGCUUUAUUUAUCAUUUUUAAAACUGCUCGUCAACGAUCAUCAGCACAAACUAAUCAAUCUUUUCGAGAACAUCUUCGUCAUCAAUUACAUGAACAUAAACAUUUGAUUAUUAGUCCAAUUGUUUUACUUAUUUUAACAAUGCCACGUUUAAUUAUUUCAUCAUUACCUGGUUGUAUACGAACAUCAAAAAAUAUUUGGUUAUAUCUUAUUGCUUAUUUCUUUUCAUUUACACCAUCGAUAUUUAUCUUUGUUAUUUUUGUCGUACCGUCAACUUUAUAUAUGAAAGAAUUUAAAGAAUCUUUUAAUAUUUGUCGAUGUCGAACGGAUAAAAACUCAAAUGGUAAUUAA
Messenger RNA from Adineta ricciae, 3813 nucleotides. The record is from the annotation of a GenBank genome assembly. Lineage: Eukaryota; Metazoa; Rotifera; Eurotatoria; Adinetida; Adinetidae.